AUGAAUUCAAACAGUUUAAACGAAAGCUCAACCGAUUCCUCUUCAUCUUCAUCUAACUCGGAUGAUGAGGGAAGGGAGCUUAGAGUUCAACAACGUAAUGAAGUGUGUCUUAUGAUACAACACGUAAUGCAUGAGUACAUUCCACCAAUUAUUCAAGCUGCCACUCAGCAACGCCGACGCAAAUCUACUGAGCCCCGAAAGGAUAGGGGACGCGAAGAAGGUCAUGCACGGUUAUACAAUGACUAUUUCGCGGAAGUCCCAGUUUAUCCAAGUUCCUUGUUCCGGCGCCGGUUUCGAAUGCGUAAACAUGUGUUUGAGCGCCUUCUCAACGCAGUGACCCAACAUGACCCCUGGUUUCAACAAAGGCGAGAUGCGACAGGUCGUCUUGGUUUGUCUCCACUUCAAAAGUGCACUGCGGCCGUUAGACAACUAGCUUACGGGUGUGCUUCAGACGCUUGUGACGAGUAUGUCCGUAUAAGUGAGGCAACUUCACGAUUGGCACUCCAAAAGUUUACAGAAGGUGUCAUCAACCUGUUCGGUGAUCAGUACCUACGCCGUCCAAACAUCGCAGAUAUGGAAAGAUUGCUACGUAUUGGGGAAGAACGUGGAUUUCCUGGCAUGAUAGGCAGCAUUGAUUGUAUGCACUGGGAGUGGAAGAACUGUCCACACGCAUGGAAGGGGCAGUAUCAAGGAAGAGAAGGAGUUGCAACUCUCUUAUUGGAGGCAGUUGCGGACAGAGAUCUAUGGAUAUGGCAUUCGUUCUUUGGGAUGCCAGGUAGCUGCAACGAUAUUAAUGUGCUUCAUCGAUCCCCUGUGUUCGAAGACGUCUUAGAGGGUCGAACACCUCCUGUGAACUUCGUAGUCAAUGGUCAUCAUUAUACGAAUGGGUAUUAUCUUACUGAUGGAAUCUACCCUAGAUGGGCUUCUUUUGUGAAAUCCAUUACGAGUCCACAAACUCGUCAGGAUCGUUUAUUCGCAAAACACCAGGAAGCUGCAAGGAAAGACGUUGAACGCGCAUUUGGGGUCCUUCAAGCUCGUUUUGCCAUUAUUAAAAAGCCGUCUUUGGCGUGGGAUACCGACAUACUCCACAAUAUCAUGCUCGCCUGCAUCAUGAUACAUAAUAUGAUCGUUGAAGAUGAACGAGAGACGUAUCAAAAUAACGUUAAUACCAAUGAGUUUAUGAAUGCUGGAGGCAACGCUAAUGAGGACACUACCGAGUACCGUACUGAUCGUAUUGUGGAUAUCGACUUAUACUUGUCUCGUAGAACAGAGAUUGAGGAUCAAUAGACUCAUUUGCAGCUAAAAAACGACUUGGUCGAACAUAUAUGGAAUAAAUUUGGUAACAACGAAAACUUAGGCAACUAGGUUUACAACAAAUGGUUAUCCCUAAGGGCAUCUUACAAAACGAUGUGUAGUUGUUUUUUUUUUUUAAAUAAAAUGUACUAGAUUAUAGUUGUAGAACUGUAAUCACGAUUUGUACCUCUUUUUUUUUGUUAAUUAAAAUUAGCUGCGUUGUUGUUUAAAAAAUAUUAAUCACAAGAAUUAG
Chenopodium quinoa (quinoa) is the source of this 1546-nucleotide messenger RNA. Its product is annotated as putative nuclease HARBI1. Lineage: Eukaryota; Viridiplantae; Streptophyta; Magnoliopsida; Caryophyllales; Amaranthaceae. Bases 1 to 1287 code for a protein of 428 amino acids. The transcript has a single exon. The record is from RefSeq and is a predicted model, not a curated record.